This is a messenger RNA of Anthostomella pinea, 1131 nucleotides long. The record is from the annotation of a GenBank genome assembly. Lineage: Eukaryota; Fungi; Ascomycota; Sordariomycetes; Xylariales; Xylariaceae.
AUGUCAUAUCCUACCGCCACCCAGAUCUCCCUAUCGGCCGCAGAAAACAAGGCAGCGAGUCCACACGUCGUCGUUGUUGGCGGCGGCAUCGUCGGUGUCUCCAUCGCGUGGCACCUCGCCCACGACACGAACGUCACCAUCGUCGCCGAAGACAUCGGCGGCACGGCGACGCCCAACUCGUUCGCCUGGAUCAACGCCGCCUACGGAAAUCCGGACUUCUACUACGAGUUUCGUCAUCGCUCCAUUCAGCGCUGGAAGCAGAUUGGCGACGAGCUGCCCGGUCUGCCCAUCCACUGGAGCGGAUCGCUGAACUGGAAUAUGUCCCCAGAGGAGCUCGAAGAUUACCAGAAGCAACAUUCUUCGUGGGGUUACGAUAUUGUCCGCGUCGAGCAAACUGAAAUCCGCGAGCGUGAGCCGGAGCUCGAGUUAGACAGCAUUCCAGACUGGGGACUCUAUGUUGCUGAGGAAGGGCAAAUCGAGGCCCAUAUUGCAGCACGGCAAAUGAUAUCCGAUGCCGAGGCUAGAGGUGCUGAACUACUGAAGACCACUGUCACGGGCUUCCUCAAGCAGGAUGGGCGCAUCAGCGGAGUCAUCACGGCCGCCGGAGAGGUGCAAGCGGACCACGUCGUCGUCGCGGCAGGCGUCGGCAGCGUGGCACUCCUGGCAACAGAGAAUAUCACACUACCAGUGACGGGCACCGCGGGCCUACUCAUCAACACGAAACCGACAUCGAAGAGAUUGCUGAACGGCAUAGUCAAUGCAGAAGAGAUACACCUCCGUCAAACGCUAGAUGGCCGCAUCCUUUCCGGCUCCGAGUUCUCGGGGGGCGAUCCCGGCGACGAUCCGCAGGCCACUGCGGAUGCGCUCUUCGCCAAGCUGCAAAGCACGUUGACAGGGGGCGAUGAGCUCGAGUUUAAUUACUACACUGUCGGGUACAGACCAACGCCUGAUGAUGGCCUGCCGAUACUGGGGCCGGCCGGUCUGGACGGGCUUACCGUUGCUGUUAUGCACUCUGGGGUCUCGAACGCUGCGAUUGUUGGUGAGCUGCUUAGCAAGCUGAUACUCACCGGGGAGAGUGAUACAGCUCUCGCCGACUUCCUGUUAAGCCGCUUCAAUGAAAGAACUCGAUAA